UUAUUAUGAAUGCAAUCAUCAAUCAUCAUAAUACAAAAUCGGAUGAAUAAUAUAACUUUUGUAUUUUAUUUAAGUGACUUGAGUGAUAUUUGCCAGCAACUUAUUAGAAAAUGGAUUUAUUAGGAUCAAUAUUGGAUUCGAUGGAUAAGCCACCUACUAUUAGCAAUGAAAAAAAAGCUUUGAUUAAAAAACAACGUGAUGAACAUCGGAAACAACAGAAAAUAGAAACUGAAAGGCUUAAAAGUUUUCGUGAAAAGAUCGAACACGAUGUUAAUGAAUUUCUGAAUGAUGAAAAUCAAAAAGAAUAUACAUUUCCUCCGAUGGAUCAAGUGCAUCGUAGUAUUAUUUACGAUGUAGCUGAAGUUGCAAGUAUUUUGGCUCACUCAUUCGGAGAAGAGGGAAUUGAUAGACAUAUUCGAUUAUUUAAAAAAGAAUAUGCUCCAUCUGAGGACCAAUUAAAUGUUUUACGUCGCGGAGAAGAGUGGAAUGAUGAUAUUGCUAAAAAAUUAAAAGAAGAAAAAGAAAGAGAAGCAAAAGAAAAACAAGAAAAUUUCCAUUCAAAGAAACGUAAAAUUGACUUUAUUCCAAAUACUAACUAUAAAGAUAAAUAUAAACAUAUUAUUGGUGAAGAAGCUGCUUUAGAAGCUGCGAGAAAAACUGAAGCCAAUAGUAGUUAUGGAUGUGUUCCUUGUGAAAAUAAAAAAGAUCAGAGGAGUAUUGAACAGACACUUGCAGAUAUAAAAGCGAAAAAGAAAAAGAUGAAAGAAAUGAACGGAUAAUUCUAUCAUAAAUUAAAUUAAAUUAGUGAAGUUUCCGUAUACUGUUAUUUUUUUCCAAUAAAUAUCCUUAAUUUUUAGUUUCUAAUCACUCAAAUAAGUUCAAAUUUUAUAUUAGUAUUGUUACAAAAAAAAAAAAAAAAGUAAGUACACCGUAAUAAACAAUAAAAUAGUACCCAUGACAAAUUUUUUAUCUUUUUGUGCAGUUUUUAUACUUCCAAUUUUAAUACAUGGUUGUUCUUAAUUAAUUUUACAGCCGGAUUAUUCAAAUUGAGAAGUAUAAAAUAAUUUAGUUGAUUGAUUAGCUGUAAGAAUCAUAAAGAGAAAUAAGUAUACAAAAAUAAAUAAUAAUUCAAGAGUA
Messenger RNA from Cotesia glomerata, 1137 nucleotides. RefSeq names its product sperm-associated antigen 7 homolog. The record is from RefSeq and is a predicted model, not a curated record. NCBI's taxonomy places the organism in Eukaryota, Metazoa, Arthropoda, Insecta, Hymenoptera, Braconidae. Gene Ontology annotation, molecular function: nucleic acid binding. The transcript is spliced from 5 exons. The coding region runs from base 111 to 779 and encodes 222 amino acids.